GGGAAAUGCCCCACGCUGUCCAAAUACAAAAACGUACGAUCUGUCAAAGUUUAUAUUUACACGUUUAACAUAACAAAUCCUUAAAAUGGGUGGAAUAAACUCCAAGAGAAAAUUGCCAUUUAAAAGGAGCAAAAAGAAAAAAGGAUGCAAAGUCCGACAGGAGCAGACGAUAUAUAUGAACGAAGAACCUGUCUACGAGGAAAUCGGUGGAGGACCAGGAGCCGAUGACAGAGAGGUGUCAAACGAAAGUUAUAACAACACAGUUUCAUCAUUAGAUUCUGCUUUCUGCGAAAGAAAGUCCUCUCUCAGCAGAAGCAGCAGCACUGGUACAGUCGUGUACGACGAGCCGGGGUCAUCCGAAUGUAGUGGAACACACCCUAAAUUUGUUAAUAACACUUACUUAAUGAACAAUGAUGCUGAUUGUUAUUAUGACGAUGAUGUUGAUGAUGAUGCACACACUUACAUAUCAGAAGUUUCUCUCAGGGAGACAAGUAGUGAUGGCUCCUCAGUGAAGAAAGGUCUCGCAUAUAAUCGAUGUCCGUUGAAGAAACGUAACACGCCCAUCUCGCUAGCGGAAGUCCCCUUUAUGGUAGAGGCUUUCCAACCGCUGUUAGAAAACACGAUCAAUGUACUAGAGGUCAUUCCGCAUAUGCCUUACAUAGAUGCGCAUGAAUUUGUCAGUGUGGAUGAUCCGAAAAAGGCGGUUGAAAUGUUAAUAGCAAGAGUCAAGUCCUUGAAUGAACCUGGCAAAUGGCAGGCUUUUUUACACGCUCUAAAUUUGGCAGAGUAUGAAUAUAUCGCCAGCUUACUCAGAGGAGAAACCGAGGAGGACCAUACAGUCAAUAGGAAUCUGCUGAAGUUAUUCACCCCACAAAUAAUGAAUCGAAUCGACCCAGACGAGUUCAUUGAUCAUUUAUUUGAAAAGGGUGUAAUUAAUGAAUGGGACAUGGAGGAAGUUAGAUGUGAAAAGGACAGACGAGGAGCCACUGCAGCGUCAUUCAUGUUAUUGCAUAAAGUCCCAAGACGCGUGUCUAACUGGUUUGUGGUGUUUUUGGACGUGCUGGAAAAGUGUGGACUGGAGGAUUUGACCCCGCAGUUCAAUAUACCAGAGGUCUCUCUUUGUACAACGGAGGUGAAGAAACCUUUAUGUGGAGACGAAGAUCUGCACUAUCUCACUCCAAUUCAUGACAACAGAAGAAAUUUCCCAAAAUUACCGUCUCAAAGACCGCCACCGCCGCCACUCCCUAUCCGCAUUCCCCCUACAUUUGUACGGGACCAGAGACCAGAGGCUCGUGCUAAGACUGAAUUAGAACUGCUCAAAGAAAGAAAAGAUUCGCUGCAGAGAAGAAUAGAAGAAAAGAAGUUGAUACGACAAUACAAACUGGAAGUGGAAGCAUUGCAGAGAGAGUUGGAAAUGUUAAAUUCUGACCAAGAAGACAGUGAUGUAGAAAUCUCUGAAGACACAUCAUUAAAACAACUUGCAGUGGAUAUGUCCAACGGAAAUUGUGUUUCGAAUACUGGAACGCCACCAGAAGAUAAUGAAAGCCCAGAAGAGGGUAAUGAUAAAACAGACGUUCUGGAACAGCCUACUGACAUUGACAGUGUGAAUGUUGAUACUCAGGAAGUACCAGAUAAUAUGAAUGAAAAUAAUGGACAAGAAGAUCUUGAACAAAAAGAUGCAGUGCAGCAUAUUUCCAUGCUAUUUACGGACAUGAAACACGAACUGAAGCAGGAUAUUUUAGCAAUGAGGGAUCACGUAACGGAUGCGGUAUUAAAAUCUGUGAUAAACGUAAUUUCUGGAUCAGCUAAGAUCGAAGAUAAUGCAUAUGUGACCAUCGAAGUUGGAGAAACGAUUCUUCCAAGUCCUGUACAGUUAUACAAUACCUCGCACAGACAGACACGCGGCGUACUUAGUCCGACCUCCCACAAAACUCAAAGACAAUACUCUGUCGAUUCAGCUUUCUUCAGUGAUACAUAUAUGUACUUUAAAAAUCCAAAACAGUGUUACAUCCCCUUAUCGAUGCAGUACGUAUAAAUUGCGACAGCCGAGUUACACAUCAUCAAUUUAAUUUUGUUGACAAAGUUAUAUCUCAACAGCUAAAUAUGAUAUAUUUUGCUUGUAAUAUGUGUAAAAAAAUAAAAACAAUACAGUGUUACAUUGGCAUUAUGGCGCGCAUCUGUUAAAAAUGUAAACAAUGAAAUUAUUUGAAAGUAUUUUGUGUACAAUCAAAGAAGUAGACGAGUCGCUCACAUCACAACAUAAACAUAUUGAAAACUUUGAUUGUAUUCUUAUAUGUUGUGACAUAAAAUGUCAAUUUGCCUGUAAUCAUGGCAAGCGUUUGAUCCAGAACAUGUCACCAUUUUACGAGCGCAUGUUUUUUACUAUCGUCAUGUGAUUUACUUUUGACUAUAUUCCUGCAUGGAGGUUGACAUAUAUCUAUAAAUGUA
Molecule: messenger RNA, 2448 nt
Organism: Mercenaria mercenaria
Lineage: Eukaryota; Metazoa; Mollusca; Bivalvia; Venerida; Veneridae
Exons: 7
Coding region: 86-2035 (649 amino acids)
Biological process (GO): regulation of apoptotic process
Source: RefSeq, a predicted model, not a curated record